GCAGCUUAAAAAAUUGGGGCGUCUUUUCAGAAGCUUAGCAGCUAAAAUUCGUUUCUGAGCUUCUUUAAGUCUUAUUUUGCUUUUAAGCCCAAACUGCUUAAGGACACGGACACCCUCAUUCCUUAGGAGUGAAAUUUAACUGCAAAGGGUCCUUCCUGGAUUUGGGUGUGUGUGCUUUUUUUUUUUUUUCCUCCUUUGUUUCUGACUCUUGAGCCAACUCAGCCCAGUCAUGGUGAUGUUCAAGAAGAUCAAGUCUUUCGAGGUGGUCUUUAACGACCCUGAAAAGGUGUACGGCAGUGGCGAGAAGGUGGCCGGCCGGGUGAUGGUGGAGGUGUGUGAAGUUACUCGAGUCAAAGCCGUUCGGGUCCUGGCUUGCGGAGUGGCGAAAGUCCUCUGGCUGCAGGGAUCCCAGCAGUGCAAACAGACCUCGGAGUAUCUGCGCUACGAAGACACGCUUCUCCUGGAAGACCAGCCGACUGGUGAGAAUGAGAUGGUAAUCAUGAGACCUGGAAACAAAUAUGAGUACAAGUUUGGCUUUGAGCUUCCUCAGGGGCCUCUGGGAACAUCCUUCAAAGGGAAAUACGGGUGUGUAGACUACUGGGUGAAGGCUUUUCUUGAUCGCCCCAGCCAGCCAACUCAAGAGACAAAGAAAAACUUCGAAGUGAUGGAUCUGGUGGAUGUCAAUACCCCUGAUUUAAUGGCACCUGUGUCUGCUAAAAAGGAGAAGAAAGUUUCCUGCAUGUUCAUUCCUGAUGGGAGAGUGUCUGUCUCUGCUCGAAUUGACAGAAAAGGAUUCUGUGAAGGCGAUGAGAUUUCCAUCCAUGCUGACUUUGAGAAUACAUGUUCCCGCAUUGUGGUCCCCAAAGCUGCCAUUGUGGCUCGCCACACUUACCUUGCUAAUGGCCAGACCAAGGUGCUGACUCAGAAGCUGUCAUCUGUCAGAGGCAAUCAUAUUAUCUCAGGGACAUGUGCAUCAUGGCGUGGCAAGAGCCUUCGGGUGCAGAAGAUCAGGCCUUCUAUCUUGGGCUGCAACAUCCUUAGAGUUGAAUAUUCCUUACUGAUCUAUGUUAGCGUUCCUGGAUCCAAGAAAGUCAUCCUUGACUUGCCUCUGGUAAUUGGCAGCAGAUCUGGUCUAAGCAGCCGAACAUCCAGCAUGGCCAGCCGAACCAGCUCUGAGAUGAGUUGGGUAGAUCUGAACAUCCCUGAUACCCCAGAAGCUCCUCCUUGCUAUAUGGAUAUCAUUCCCGAAGAUCACCGAUUGGAGAGCCCCACCACUCCUUUGCUAGAUGAUACAGAUGGCUCUCAAGACAGCCCUAUCUUUAUGUAUGCUCCUGAGUUCAAGUUCAUGCCACCACCUACUUAUACUGAGGUGAGAAUUGUCCUUUUUAAUGUUACAUUUGUCCUAAGCUUUCUAUGGGAAGCUGACUUAGAGGAAUCGCUUGUUCUUUUAUUACUUUAUAUCCAGUCUAAGAGUCUCUUGUUUUUUCCUCCAGGUGGAUCCCUGCAUCCUCAACAACAAUGUGCAGUGAGCAUAUGGAAGAAAAGAAGCAGCUGUAUCUAUUUCUUUCUGCCUCUCUACCUGAACACUCACUUUUUCAGAGACUCGACGGUCUCCAUGGUGGGGUUACGGGUCCACCUCAGCCUCUGACUCCUUAACGUAGGAGGUGAUCAGCAGGCAAUCUCCUGGGCCUUAAUGGGUGUGGACUCGUCCCCAACCAGCGCCGAUGUUGUGAUAUAGGGGUUGAUUGCUGGAUGGGUUUAAAAACAACUAAAAAAAUUCAGGCCUAUCCGUUUUCUCAGAUUUCCCUGAAAAUUGAGGCAUUUUCAGUUUUGCGUCAGGAGUAGAAAUGGUCUCCAUGCAUGGUUUCCUUAAGGUAUUUUGGAGGUUUUCUGAUAGAUUGUACUAACAUUGGACUUGUACCUCUGUGCCAUGUGGAGCAGGGCCAAUUUAGUAAAGUAGGAAAAUGAAAAGUCGUGGCCAAAACUUUGGAAAAAGGAGGUUCUUAAAAUCAGUGUUCCCCUCUGUACACCUAAACAGAAAAAAACAAACUCCACAGGGUUGUUUGAUUUGAACUUUGGAGAGAGCUUUUCCUACUUAAUUAAAGGGAAGGUGCUCUAAGGUUGUCUUUGCUUAGAAUGUACUUUAAUCUGGCAUAAAACAGGAGUCACUGUGCCCCACCAAAGGUCUUAAAAGCCAUUUUAGAACUUAUUGCACUGCGUUCUCUUGCUGAAAACAUUUUCAUAUAAGAGAAUGUUUUUGGGCUGGGCUCAGUGGCU
Molecule: messenger RNA, 2277 nt
Organism: Carlito syrichta (Philippine tarsier)
Lineage: Eukaryota; Metazoa; Chordata; Mammalia; Primates; Tarsiidae
Gene: TXNIP
Product: thioredoxin interacting protein
Exons: 7
Coding region: 230-1648 (472 amino acids)
Biological process (GO): protein transport
Cellular component (GO): cytoplasm
Molecular function (GO): ubiquitin protein ligase binding
Source: RefSeq, a predicted model, not a curated record